CUCUCGCGCUCCACCAGGCUCUUUGCACGCACCAUGGCUACCGCAACGCCCAAGACCAAGGAAGUCCGCCUCGAGAUCACGUCCGACUCGAUCUGUCCAUUUUGCUACGUCGGCAAGCGACGAAUCGAGGAGGCCGUACGCCGUUCGUCGCACCUGCCCUUGACCUUUAGCAUCAAGUUCGCGCCGUUCCUCCUCGACCCGACCCUGCCCAACUCGCCCGGCGAGAACAAGCGCGAGCGGUACCAGCGGCGGUUCGGCGGUGCCGACAAGGUCGCGGCGAUGGAGAAGGCCAUGUUUGAGCGCGGCCAGGCGUGCGACCCGCCGAUCCGGUUCUCGUACGACGGCAACGUCGCGCAGACGACCGACAGCCACCGCAUCAUCGAGAAGGCGUACGAGCUCAAGGGCGAGGAGGGCCAGCUUGCGCUCGUCGAGCGUCUCUUCAAGACGUACUUUGAGGAGUCGGGCGACCCGGGCUCGCACGAGCUCCUCGCGCGCGACGCCGUCAGCACGGGCAUCUUUGCCACGGUCGACGAGGCCAAAGCGUUCCUCGCGUCGGACGAGCUCCUCGCGUCGGUUGAGCAGGGCAUCAAGAAGGCGCAGCUGCGCGGCAUCAGCGGCGUGCCGUUCACGAUCGUCAACGACAAGUACGGCAUCAGCGGCGCGCAGGAGACCGAGACGUUCAUGGAGGUCUUUGAGAAGAUUGCCAAGGGCGAGCUCGAGGCGUAGCAGCGGCAGCGCGCAAUGUACAGAUGGACGUCUCUCGCUUUC
Rhodotorula graminis WP1 is the source of this 768-nucleotide messenger RNA. RefSeq lists its product as uncharacterized. The transcript has 3 exons. The coding region runs from base 34 to 726 and encodes 230 amino acids. The record is from RefSeq and is a predicted model, not a curated record. Gene Ontology annotation, molecular function: oxidoreductase activity. Lineage: Eukaryota; Fungi; Basidiomycota; Microbotryomycetes; Sporidiobolales; Sporidiobolaceae.